Molecule: messenger RNA, 9351 nt
Organism: Chrysemys picta bellii (western painted turtle)
Lineage: Eukaryota; Metazoa; Chordata; Testudines; Emydidae
Source: RefSeq, a predicted model, not a curated record
UGAAAGGAAACUAGGCCAGAAAAAUGCAGCAGAUUGUUUCUAAAAGGAAGAUACAAGAGGCUUUGAUAUGGAUAUGUUCACUGCCUUGCAAAGACACAGCACUGGAGAAGCUCUUUAUCAGUGUCAAAUUAUGACAAAUGACAUUGGGGGAAAGUCACAGGGCUGCGGAAUGUUGUCGCAGCUGCAACACCUUGGAAAUUAUACAGGCCUGCAGUAUGUAAAUGAACUAAUGCCACCAGUGUUACAGUUGGCUGAGGUCACAAUCCCAUGCCUUGGUUCACCUGUCCUUCAUCAUUGCCCUGACAGGAGGACUUCUGGGAAUGUGAUGGAGGACACAUCAGCUUGAGCGACUCGCUCCUGGUACCACUGACUCACAACUGCUUUUCACCCUGCUACUUCAGAUGGCAAACCAGAUCCAAUCGUUCUUGGAGACGAGCAUAAUGGCACUGUGUAAAGAAGAGACUAUUCCGAUGACCCUGGACAUGCUGACGAGUAAAAAAGUGGAGACAAAUAAUCCUCAAGCCAGAUGCCUCCUCUCGACACUGGCAUCAGCCAUGUGCAGCCAACAUGCAUCAGACGUGGAAAAACUGCGGCAAGAACUGAAAAACGUACAGAGGGACAUGAAGGAUUUCAAGCAAGAGGUGACAAAGAUGAUCUGUAAAAUAGAGGGCACCCUCAGCUACAUGAUGGACGUGGUAACAAAACUUGAAACCAGAAGCAACCACGUGGAGCAGCGGCUGAGGGAAGAAGAAGACAGAGGCAUAGUACGGAACAAAGUACUCACAUUCUUGCUGCCGAGGGAGAAAGAACUGCGGGAGAAAUGUGCUGAUCUAGAGAGGAGGCUUUGGAGAAAAAAUGUCUAGGUAUAUAAAUCCUGAACGACAAAGGGCAAAAAUAAUAGUGUCGUACCUGAGAACUGCUCUGGACUCACAAGCAAGACUGAUCUUUGAAUACUAAGUGUAAGAGCUGAGCAGUUAUGCCAAAACCCUCGCUAUUUGGAAACCAAGCUAUAAAAAGAGGGUCUUUAUACCAUUCAUGAUUUUAUAUACCACUUCUUCGUUUGCUGUCUAAACUAAAUUGUCCUGAUCUUUUCACUCUCUCCUCAGACAGAAGACUGUCCUUUACUUUAUUUUGUUGCCCUUCUCUGCGCCCUUUCCCAUUUCUGCCACUGCUGCUAAUGAGAGUUGGGGGCAUUUGGAACCUGAAAGGAUCAGGCCUUAUACAUUUAGUGUUCUGCUGACAUCACAAAACAGGAGUGAUCUGUGUCCUCAGAUCCACCCCUUUGGAGGUGAUGUGUGUGUAGAGUCACGUGGGGCCUAAUUUAAAGCCUACUGACCUCAACAGACAUACUCCCAGUGACUACAUUGGGCUCUGGAGCGAGCCUUUUACUCCCAGUUACCCGUGCCUCAUCUCUGUAAUGCAGCAACUGACGCUGCAUUAUUGAGUUCAGUGACACAUGCAUGUAGAGGAGGAGAGAAUUUAACCCUAUAGAACAAGGGGGGCUUUGGUGCUAGUACAGGAAGUAACCUCUUUUCCCCAGCUCUGAUUUCCCUUCCAUCCUCCUAUACGUUAUUCCUUCUUGUUGUCUCAGACGACAUUGUCUGGCCCCAGUCUCUUCCUCUGAGUUUCCCAUAAUAGCAUAUAAAACAUACAAAAAUAACUCCAGUGUUGCUCAUUUUCCCCCUCAAUUCCAGAAUAAAUAGAAAAAGAAAAUUUAAAAAGGCAGCAGCAGCAAUGGAACAGAUCACAGAUGGUGAUUUUUUUUUGGUAACACUAUUUCUCUCUAAAGUUUUUUUUCCCUUUGACUCUGCGCAGGCUCCAUUCCUUUCCAUGCUCUCCCCCCCGGUCAGUGUGAAUGGUGCUGAUGAUGAUCUUAUGGAUAUUGAUUCCAUCUCACAAAAAUGUGUUGCAGCAAAGGGAAUUCACCCUGGUGACCUUCAGCUCGCUCUCUGCUAGGAAUCAGUGACGCACAAACAAAUGGCAAAAGCCAUAUGGACUGUGGGGGAAAGGGAAAAUAUUUGCUGGUCUCAUUUUAUGGGAUAUUGGACAAAUCUAGUUAGAUCCAAGUAUCCUAUAAAAUAAAAAACCUUAUUUCCAGAAUUUAUCAUCACGUCUCCAGUACCCUUUUAUGUAAAGAAAGGGUCUGAGUUCACAUUUUCUUAUUAUUAAUGGAGGGGAAAGGGAAUCUUGUAGUUGAAGAAUAGAUUUGGGAGUCUGAGGAUCUGGAUUCUGGUUCUGGUACUGCAUGACCUUGGAUAAGUUACUUAACUUCUCUGUGCCUCAGUUUCCCCAUAUGUAAAACACACCCCUUCAUAGGGGUGUUGUGAGACUCAGUUAAGCCUCACAAUCCCUAAAUGGAAGGCUCUAUAGACAGGAAAUUUUAUGGUACUGUACAAUAAAAUAUCUGGUAUGCAUAUAGCUAUAUGUGUGUUAGCUACAACAUCCAGGUCUGAAUCCAAACUCUUCCAAAGUUUGAGGGGGAUUUAAUCAAGAGUUCUGACUUAGGCCCAUUUUUCCUGUAGUUUUAAUAGUUACAGGUGAAUCAGACUUUAAGCUGUCUGAACUGUCUGCCUCAAACUUUGUGGGUUUAGAUAUAAUGGAAACCCUUCCUUUCCAGAUCACAACCGACUCUGGGAAUUGAUUAACAAACCCCAAAUGACCAUGUUUUUGCCCUAUCUCUUCAUCAGAUCCUUUUCCUUACUCAUAUAAAACAACCUAUAUUAAUUAUGUCUCCUUUCAUCGUGGAGAAUUUCAAACAACGUUGCAAACUGUGUCUCCAAUCCUAUAAGUGAAUUCAUGUGGACAGAUCCCUGUACCUGUACAGAGUCCCACUGAAGUUAGUGGGGACCUCUGCACACAUCCCAGGGCAAGAUCAGGGCAUAAAUACAUACAGUAACAGUAAAAUGCAGCCACAUCUGGGGUGCAGUGUGGUAGUCAGUGCACUGCACAACAGUGUGUGGAGGGGAAAUUUUAGCCAAAGCCACCAGCUGAAACCCUUCCUGUAACAGAAAUUGCCAUAGGAUCAUUAAUCUCUCUGCAAAGGCUUUGGUUUUUAGGUCUUAGGAAAAAGUCCCUCACAUCUCACAUUGUAAAAUGCAUGGACCUGAGGUUAUGUACCUCAGAAGGAUGAAGGGCUGAGUCAGAGUGCGUGGAUUCAAGCUGAUGUUUCUGGGAAGUCUAGAUGUUUCCAACCUGCACAUACACAUUUUCUAUUUAGAUUUGUGUUGUACCAAUGUGGGCUAACUCACAGGAUAACAGCAGGAAAAUAUUGUCCUGAAUUGGGGAAAAAAUUUUGGUGCUAUCUUGUAAAGUCCCUGAAACCAAAGACUGACAAUGAGAUGCACAAUGGAGGGAGCUGUUUGCUGGCCUCAGCCUUAACCCUGCAAUAUGGGGCAUGCAGGCAGACCCCUAUGCUGAAGUCAGUGGGGUCUGUGAGAGUAUACGUCUCCACCCUCAUCCAUUACACUGCAGGAUCAGGCCCAAUGUUUGUCACUGCUUUUGCUCUCUGGCCUGGUAGGUUUCUGCUUUAUUUUUUCCCUCUGGAUUUGGUAAGGAACGAAGUGUAUAAUGAGGCAGUAUAAUAAGUACAUAUUAAUUUUCUCCAUUUGCCUGUAGUGACCCCCAUCUGUUCCAGCCCCUGUACAGUGUUUUCAUCAUCAUCAUUAUUACUUUAGAAAAAACAAUUAAAUUUCACAAGAUGGAAAAACAAUGGGCAUUUUUCUAAUUCACCUUCAGCCUUCUCAUGUCUGUUGCUCCAAAUGCACCAGGAAUCAGUAUUCUGAUCAGGAGGGGUUUCAGGGGGAGUUAAGAUGUCUUCAAAUUGACUGUGGGGGCUGCCAUGUAAAAUUCGGGGCGGGGUGUGUGUGACCAAAAAUAAACUGGACAGUGCAGCUAAACAGGGAUUCCUUUAACUGGGGCUGCUCUAAUGGCUGGGGCAAUGCACUACACAUGUGCACAUCAAGGCAGGUAGCUGCAGCUGUGUGUGUAGCUGGCUUGAAGCAGGCAGGGAACCAGCUUCUAGCUAAUUCUCUGCCCCUAACUCAAGUGGGAGGGUGUAAGGCAGCCGUAUGGCCUACUUUGGGGAUCACUGAACUCAGCACUGCAGAGAGGAGCUGGCCUGGAGGCCCUGGCUUCCCUAGAGUUUGGAGAAUCAUGCUGGGUAAGUAAGGGACUGCAUGAGGGGAAGGAAGAAAUGAAAUGUGGGCAGGGUUUGGGGUCUAAGAAAAUGGCACCUGGGGAGGGAGGGGUGAGUCAAUGGAACCCAAGGGGAGGAGGAGUUGUUAUUUGGGCAGAGCCCAGAGUGUGUGGAGAUUUGCUGGGGCUGUGCAGAGUGUGAAUAUUGGGUGGCAGAGUAGGGACUAGGAGCAGGACUCUGAGCUGGUGUAUUGACUGGCCUGGAAGCCCUCUUUCUCCCACCCCUGCCCUAUGUGGAUUGAGAAGGGAAAUAUAUAAGGGGCUGCUUUAGACCCAUCCCCCUUCCUUAUCACCAUAAGGCAGUAGAGAGGAAAGGAAGGGAGAGAUGCUGGAGGGAUGGAAAUGGGAGAGGUGGAGAGAGAAUGAGCUGGGGAGGCAGGAUGCAGGGAGGAAGGGAGCUGGGAAGGGGAAGAGAGUUGUUAUUUACCUCAGUGUUUGGAAUAUAGGCUGUAAUCCAGUGGGGUUUCCCUCCACUCUCACUGUUGCAGUGAGAGCAGUCAGUGGGGUUCUCUUGUGAUUGCUUAAGAGAACGGUUUAAAAAACUUUUCAAGUGACCGUGUAUUUCAAAUAACAUCCCCUCAUGUAUUCUUAAUAGUGAAAGGGUUUGACUUGAGAUGGGAGGUAUGGCGCUUCCUGCAUAGCAGAAACUAUCCCCAGCUCUCAAGUACUUGUGAAGAACCAUGGCUGUUGUCUUUGAAAGGCAUCAGAUUGUACCAGACAGGCUGGAUUUUCAAAGAAGGCUACCAGGGCAGGAUGCCCUCUUAUUUGAUUUCCAUGAAAGUUUGUUUUUUCUGUGGUUCUCCAUCUCUCCCCAGAAUAAUUCAAAGACUAUUUUCACCAUCUGAUGGAUUAAGAUGUAGCAUUUGCAUUUGGAUCCAGGCUAAAUUCAGGCUGAGGCUUGGAAUUAGGAUUUGAGGGUGAGCAGGGCAAGGGUUUGCUGGUGCCAAAAUCUCAGCCCUAAAAGUGCAUCUGAACCCUCUCUGGAAAAUAGCCUAUCCGUGCUUGAAAAUAAACCUGUAGAGAUGGAUUUGGAAGCAGGGGCUUGAAUUUGAUACUUGCUACAGUUCUCUCUCACCCCCAUCUCUCCAAAUAGGGGAGGAGGGGUUAUUUCUGAUUGUAACAUUGGUGGUGCAGGGUCUAGAUAUUGGGUCCCACAAGAGAAACAAGGCACUCUGAGGCCUCUACAGAUUAUGAGGUUCAGAUGCUCCCUUAUUCACAUGUGAAGCCCUCUGGAACUCUGAUGUCAACUGACACAGGUACUCAGCCUGUCUGAAUGAUGUUUGAAUUGUGGCCCAGAGGCUAUGCACUCUAUUGCCUGAGAGAUCCUGAGACAGUGACCACUUAGCUCUUCCUUUGUAUAAUGACCAGUCCACCCACCAAAAUCACAGAACCCUUCCUUACCUCCACUUUACCUGGACGGGAAAGAAGUUAGGCCGAUGCAGACUUAUUUGUCACCAGCAUGAUCAUUUUCACUUCUGAUUGUAUGUAGACGAGCUUCCAGGCUUACUUAUUCCUAUUUGAAUUUAACACAUCUAUGCUAAACGUACCAUAUUAGACCUCUCCAGGGUGGAUCAAUAUUUAAUGCAGAAUUUACAAAGAUUGACUUGAGGACGCGUUUAAAAUUGGAGUAUUAGCCGCAGGUGGCAAUUUCUGAGAUGCAGCAGCAGAGUUUGAUUAUUUAGUGAGGUGGCAUUUUGCAAAUUUAAAAUAAUAUUUAGGAAUGUGGGGCUGGCUGCAGUGAUCUCGCUUCUUAAACUGUUAACUCUUCGAUUGUUUUGUUUAUAUUCUGUAUUAAACAAUGACGCACAAUUAAUUAUUUAUCUGCCAUGUAUGAUUGGUCCAGAUCCUCUCCUGGCCAUUGCAUUGCUCACCUUAGGUUAAGAGGUGGUUUGGGCAGCUCUGAAAUGAAAAACAACUCCAUGUACCUAGCUUUUCUGUAGCGCUUUUUAUCUGAUCUCAAAGCACUUUGCAGACAGGUAAUAAGUAUCAUUAGCACCAUUUUACAAAGGGGAAAAGAGGCACAGAAGGGUGAAGUGAUUUGCCUAACGUCACCUAGCAGGUCAGUGGCAGAAGAGGACUAGAAUAAAGAUAUCUCAAAUCCCAGUCCUAGCUCCCAUUCCUGUGCGUAAGCUCUGUGUCUAACUAUGGCAGCCGGCCAAUGCUACAUGCAUAUGGUUUCCCAUUGUCCCCUCCUGGGAAUUUGGUAGAGUCUAAUCCAAAAGAUUUGUUUAAAUGUCAAAGGCUUGGCUUUAUAAAUGCUACAGAUGAUAAGCUUGUAUCAUAUACAAUAUGAUCUUCACUGAAUUGCACUGACUGGAGAGAGAAUUUUCUGGAGUCCAAUGAACUCCAUCCCCAAAUCUACUCUAGCGGUGAAACACAAGUUAAAAGCGUUAAAUCAUUUGAACAAAUUUUCAUUAGCUGAUCAAAAACUCUGUGGAUGGGGUGUUGUUUUUUGCCCACUCUUGAGGUUUUCCUUUUGAAAACCGUAACUCUUUUUCCAGUAAGUAAUAUCUGUAUGGCGCUUUGAAUAUAUACCUCGUUAAAAGCGACAGAGUCCUGUGUCACCUUAUAGACUAACAGAAGUAUUGGAGCAUAAGCUUUCGUGGGUGAAAGUUAAGUAUUCCUGCUAAUAGUAGUAAAAGCAGGAGUUGCCCCAUAGAAAAUGGGUUUGUGAUGUUCCAGAAACAGACUUGAGAUUUUGCUCUGUGGAGAAUCUAUAUGCAAGAGAAAACUAAUAUGUAUGUAUGUGCAUAGUACGGAUAUUACUGAGGUAUAUGCAUAUGGGGCGCUAUCUAUAUCUUAAUACUUUAUAUAUAUCAGGCUAAUAUAUUUGCAGCCAGCACAUAUUUUUAUUGUUACUUGGCAUUCUCUGUGUCACUUUGUUAUUAGAAUCUUUGAGAAUUGGACCUGUCUUCUCUUCCCCUCACCCCCAUAAGUUCUUGCUGUGAUCUAUUAAUCUUUACUAAAGCAAUGAGACUUGGAUAGGAUAUUAUGCAUACACACAAUGCGCGCACACAUGCUAAUCAAAUUGCUGUUUUAUCUUGGCUUGGUAGGGCUGUGUGAGCUACAUUAAUAAGAGCUGACAGAUUUGAAAUGGCUGAUCCUAAAUUGAUUCAGAUUGUGAAUGCAGCAAUCACUAGAGCGACGAGGCCAUGGGAUUGAAUACAGUGACUUUCCAGUUUAUGGUCUGGAGCCUUUUUAUCUAAAGAUGUAAAGGACAGCUCCAACUAAAUCCAAAGAGUGACUUUUCUGUCCAGAGUACUGCAGGCAGUGAGUUCUCCCCAUGUCACACCCCUGCAUACUUCUAAAUCUGAAUUGAUUUUACUUAUACAGCAGAAAAAGAAACUCCACAGCAUAGGAUUGUUAGAAACCACAAGUGGUGGUACCUUCUACUUGUGUACAUAUGGUAUCUACAGUUCUCAUGAGUAUGUGAGAUCAAGACAUGAAUCGGUGGCCUGAGAAUUCUCAUGCUGGGAGAUAGGACGGCUUGUGGAUCUGCCCAGUUCUCUGGGUGACCUGGGAAAAUCACUGAGCCUAUUUCUGUUUUCCCAUCUGUAAAAUGAACGUGGCAAUAACAUCCUCCUCCCAGGGGAUGGCAGGAAACGGGGUGCGGUUGUGAGCAUUACUGUUUGUACAGUUAUUUGAAGAUGGGCCGUGAAAUUGGCUCAUCUUCAAAUAACUGUACAAAGUUAGGUAAAAUGAUUGACCUUCAUGUCAAGUUAUGAUUCCACCCAGUAGGGGGCGACAGUGAAUAUACCCUCUCUCUGGUAUGUGUGCUUGCUUUCUCUUGACCCCACCACCAUUACAGCCAAUUUUUGCCUGCUCUUGGUGUGAGUCUAGUGAUAUUUGGUGCUUUUUCAAGCCCAUGGAGUCACGUGACACACAUUAGAUUUCAUUUAAAAAAAAAAAGUAAGUUUCUAGCUCUCAUGAUUACAGAGAAAAGUAUGAAAAUGUGACAGUGCACUCUUAAGCUCAAAAAGCAGAAGGCAAAUAAAAAAACUCAGGCUUAUUAUUUUUAAGUUAAUUUCAUGACUUUGGGAGCCUGACUCAUGAUUUUUAUUUUUAUUUUUCAAUGCUUGGGGCUGGCAACACUGUACACAACAUUAAAUCCACUCACUUAUUGUAAAUAGAAUGCCUCCUAGUCUAUUAUCAGCACCCCUGCAGGUCUGCAAAUACAUUUAAAUAAAUGAUCCAUUAAAUACAUUUCUUAUGGGGGAAAGAUCCUGGUAAAUACUUGUACUAUGGGGGGAAAAUGAUCUUUUUUCUUAUCUAAUUGUUCUACUAAGAUGUUGCUCAUUUUUUGUAUAGCUAUAAAAAUUAAAGGCAGUUUGUUUCAUAUAUGGGGAUAGAGCACAACAUAUGGUAGUGACAGAGGUGUUCAUAAAUAUGAAUGUUUUCGUAUUUUAAAAAAGGAUGAAACAUGUUGCUAACAAACAAAUUGUCUGUUAUUCAGAACGCCAAUUAUUCCCACUGGAAAACAGAGCAUGCACAUCCCCCAACAGGUGUACUGUCACUGAGACCCCGCUUCAUGAAUAUGGAAUGACAAUUAGAUGUUUUAUUUAAAGCUUUGAUCGCCUAAGGAAAAAAGUCCAUUUAUUUUCCUAAAUAGUCUGGUUUCUCCCAACAUUGCAGGUGACUUGUUACUACUCUCUGUGAGUUGUAAGAAACUGAAAUAGCCAAGGGCUACCUUGGUAAAACACAACUCGGUCUAAAUCGAGACAGGAAAGGAUGCUCUUGGGGUUAGGCUGGGAGUCAGGCCAUCUUGGUUCAGUUUCUGGCUGUGCCAUGGAGUGAAUCAGUUGAUCUAUAUGUGCUCUGUUUUGGGGAUACUAAUACUUUUGUUCUCUGACCCUGGUCUAGCUUUCCUAUUUAUAUAGGAAGCUCUUUGGGACAUGGACUAUGUUUGUACAGUACCUAGCACAAUGGGGCACUGAUCGGUGGGUCUUUUAGAUGUAAUAUAAAUAAUAAAGAGCAAAUUAGUAUAAUUGGUUUCUCCUGCAUACACCUUGAUUUCUAGAGCACUUUAAUCUUUGACCUAUCUAUGCCUCUACAUGUGACUGUAGUGUAAAUGUUACAUAAUAAAACACCCAUGUAAUUCAAGAAACGAGGUUAGACCAUAGUUAUGCCAUGUAACCAACAGAGAGAGUGGAGCAUGGG